AGUAGAAACAGAGUGCUCGUAAAUGCCACGUUCUUCCUUUGUUUUGUUCUGCCUUUUUUACAGUGACCAGGUAGUAGCUCUUUUUGCUCAAAGAUUCAAAACAUUGAACACUUUCAGCUCAUUGCUUAUGUUUUGAUUUAGUUCCCCAAAUUGUUUUUUCAACUUUCUAUUUUAGUUAUCCCAAAAAGAGUUGCUUAACCUGUUGGAACUAUGUGAUUGCUUCUUUUCUUCUUCUUCUUGUUUGUCCUCCUAUUGACUUGAAUACAAAAGAUCGAUGACCCUCCUCUUAUUACAAGGAAAUGCGGUAACCCUUUUCAAUUGAGUCCAAGAUUUGCUCAUUUGAAGUUCAAAUCUGGCAUUUUCUUGAGGUCACAAUUGACCUUUUUCUUUAAAAGUCAAUUCUAGAUUUGCCUUUUGUUGACUUCAUUCAAGAUUUGGUUGGUCGAGUUAUGCUUUUCUGUAAGAAACCUUUGAUUCUUAACUUUUCUUUAUAUAUAUAUAUAUAUAUAUAUAUAUAUCUAUGGUGUUUCAUUGUUUGAGUAGUACAGAUCAAGAGGGAGUUGCUCGUAUGGUAAGCACUCCUCACUUCCAACCUUAAAAAGUUGUGAGUUUGAGUCAUCGAGGGCGAAAAAAGGUUGGGAGCUAAAAAAUAUGAGUGCUUAGUAUAGAUCAAUACUUAGAAAAGCUUUGAAUGUUGAGGAAUUGACAGGUUACUGUGAUUGAGUCUUGUGCUGCCAAAAGAGUCAAGUGGUUAGUUGAAAUUCGCUUUGAGGUUAGUUGAGCUUGUGCCGAAUUUUCCAUUAUUGAGGAUAUUGUCACUGUACUUGAUGUACUAAGAUGGAGUUAUUAUUUAUUCUGGUGUUAUAAGCUUUUCUUCAUUUUCAUCAUAAGGCCUAUAAGGUAGUAUUACGUUAGCGUGCCAGAUUCAGUGAACACUGCAUUUGUUACUUUUAGCUAGAGUCUAAGGUUGCCUGGUUACUAUUAUGGCUUCCAUUAGAAGAACGUUGUCCCCAGUGCCUCGUCCUGGAAGCACUAUGAAUGGAGAAGUAUCUCCAGCAGCCUCUCCAUUGUCCAAGUCAUCACCGUGUACUAAUAGCUAUACACCAACUGGUGCAUUGAUGUCUUCUUUUGGUUCAUUGGAUUAUGCCAUCUACAAGGUUCAGACAUUUGUAGUUGGUCUUUUGUCACGGAGAUCUUCUAGGCCGUUAGAAAGGUCAAAGUUGAAGGGGCUCAUUUGGAGGAGAGCUCUUCUACAAUUUGUCUUCUGCUUUGUUCUUGGAGUAUUUAUUGGCCUUACUCCAUUACUAAAUUUGUCAACAAAUUUUAUAUCUAAACAUCAAGCUUUAUCCUUUGAGGUCCUCCCGGAAGAAAAUGCUCGAUCAUAUGAUGUUUCUAGAAAUGUGACUUCAACCACUGAGGACGCUCCUAUCAUAGAUAAUUCGACAUCGGAGCCUAACUUAGUAGAUGUUGAACUGAAAGAAGAAACUGCCUACAAUGUUCCCUUUAACCAAUCACUUGACCAAGAGCUGAUGGUGUCCCAUAAACUUUUGAUUAUUGUGACACCUACAGAAGUUCGGCCAUUUCAAGCAUACUAUCUGAAUCGUCUAGCUUAUGCAUUAGAACUGGUGCCUUCUCCUUUAUUGUGGAUAGUUGUUGAGAUGAAUUCUCAAUCUGUUGAAACUGCUGAUAUAUUGAGAAGAACUGGAGUCAUGUACAGACAUCUUGUGUGCACCAGGAACUUAACUGAGGUGAAGGAGAAAAAUGUGCAUCUAAGGAAUGUGGCAGUCUCUCACAUUGAAACACACCAUCUCGAUGGUAUUGUCUAUUUUGCUGAUGAGUACAACAUAUACUCUGCUGAUGUCUUUGAGCAGAUGAGACAGAUCAGCCGGUUCGGGACAUGGAUUGUGGCAAGACUAGCUGAAAAUAAUAGGAAAGUUAUCUUGCAGGGUCCAAUCUGUAAUGGCUCUCAGGUUAUAGGUUGGCACACUGAAGGGAGAGCAAAAAGAUUUCAGAGAUUCUAUGCAGAAAUAUCGGGAUUUGCAUUCAAUAGUACGAUACUUUGGGAUCCAAAGAGGUGGCACCUACCAACACUAGAACCUAUAAGGCAGUCUGAUACAGCCAGAGCUAGUUCCCAAGUGAGCACAUUUAUCGAACAAAUGGUGGAAGAUGAAAGCCAAAUGGAAGGCUUACCAAUGAACUGUUCAAGAAUCAUGGUUUGGCAAUUCAACACGGAGAUAUUGUAUCCAUAUCCUCAUGAGUGGCUAGUGAAGAAUUACUUGAGCACCAGUACUUCAGUUGGAUGACAAUUUUGACAUGCAGAGAGAUUCUUGAGCAUUGAUAAGCGCAGGAGAAAUUUAGUAAACAAUUAUGAGCAUCUGCUGCAAAUAUUUGUCGGACCAACCACUUGAAUGCUAUCAGUUUCGAGCUUGUACUGCUUAACUACAUGCUGUAGUAUCUAAAGAGACCAAGGAGACCAACACUCCUCUUCACUUUUUCUGUUCUGCUGGUACAUCAGUAGAUAUUAAUUUGUACAGUUGCUUUAGCUAGUCAUGGUAUAGUCUUCUGGCUACCAAGUCAGAGGCAGCAAAAUUGUGGCAAUAUGGAAAAAAAUAUUUACAACAGAUAGGUGAGUUUCAAGUUCCUAGUCAAUUCUUUCGACUCGAGUUUCUUAAUCCAAGUUGAUAUCCGAAAUGGAGUAUUAUUCUUCAA
This is a messenger RNA of Capsicum annuum, 2709 nucleotides long. RefSeq names its product probable beta-1,4-xylosyltransferase IRX9H. Gene Ontology annotation, cellular component: Golgi membrane. The coding region runs from base 984 to 2303 and encodes 439 amino acids. Gene Ontology annotation, molecular function: xylosyltransferase activity; galactosylgalactosylxylosylprotein 3-beta-glucuronosyltransferase activity. Gene Ontology annotation, biological process: glucuronoxylan biosynthetic process; plant-type secondary cell wall biogenesis. The record is from RefSeq and is a predicted model, not a curated record. The transcript has 4 exons. Lineage: Eukaryota; Viridiplantae; Streptophyta; Magnoliopsida; Solanales; Solanaceae.